Trichophyton verrucosum HKI 0517 is the source of this 228-nucleotide messenger RNA. RefSeq lists its product as uncharacterized. The record is from RefSeq and is a predicted model, not a curated record. Lineage: Eukaryota; Fungi; Ascomycota; Eurotiomycetes; Onygenales; Arthrodermataceae. The transcript has a single exon. The coding region runs from base 1 to 228 and encodes 75 amino acids.
AUGCAAGCCGUCCAUUCACAGCAGCGAGGCUCCUUUUUCUCACUUCUAAUUGGACGCUGGCAGAUUAUUCUUCAUCUGCAGAGCGGGAAUCGAGAGAUAGACAGGCGAAAGAAAAGAGAGAGAAAAGAAAAGAAAAAGAAAAAGAAAAGAAAAAAAGAAGAAGAAAAAAGAAAGAAAAAGCCCGACCUUGGUGGCCCCUUGACUCGUGAGUGCCCCAUAACUAAGUAG